AUGUCGCGUCCAAUAUGGAGUACAGGCUGCCAUGCCUGCAGGAAGAUGAAGAAGAAGUGUGAUGGCGCCAAACCAGGAUGCGUGAGGUGCAAGAAGGCUGGAAGAGAAUGCCCCGGCUAUCGGUCCGCGCAGCAGGUCAUGUUCAGGUCGAUGAACGAAUCCGCUAUGGCCCGAGCUAACAAGCCCACCAUGCUGGCUACAAUUUCGGGUGGCUACAAUCCAUUCUUUAUUCAGCCCUCGACUGAUUGGGCUCAAUUCGCUAUAUCGCAUUUCGUCUAUCACUAUGUGGAGCCACCGUCGGAAUAUGGUUUGCCUGGCUACCUUGAGUUCCUUCCCACUAUGCUCAACUCUGCAGACAGCAGUCUGCAAACGUCGUUGUUGGCUGCUUCACUUGCAAACUUGGCGAACGUAUCGGGAAUGGAACAGCUGCACACAGAGUCGAGGAUUCAAUACGGGCGCGCAUUGCGAUCGCUUCAUACUGCACUUAGUGACAAGGCCACUGCGACUGACGAUCACACCCUACUUGCGGUUGUACUUCUUCAGAAAUAUGAAACGAUCACUGGUAAUGUCGACUUGGAAAAGGAUCCACACGAGAAAGCCACUACCGCGAUGAUGCGGCUCCGGCGCCCAGAUCAUGAGUCCCUCUCUAACAGGUCAAGCAGUCUUUCCAGAGUUGUGCUCAUUCGGAAAGAAAUCAAGGCAAUGACGGACCGUACAGAUAGUAAUAUGGAAGUUGGGGAACGCUACGUCGACACGAAGCAGACAGUAGGGUCCGGUCUCCGAAUGUUGCUGCGGGAUGUGUUUAUUGCCUCAAGAGGACUUGAAGUCUGUACUGAGGCACAGGACAUUGCGACUGGCUCACACAUGACGGCUUUCACAGAAGCGUGGAAGUUUGCGGUAGAGGUCUACAACCACCUUAUACUUUGGCCAUCGACUGUACCGCCUGCAUGGAAGAUGAAAGCUUAUGUCUUUCCAAUGACGCCGUCGCAUAUUGACGGACUAACAAAUCGUGAGGGUCAGGUGUAUGCCUUCUCGAGCUUACAACACGGCGCUGUGUAUGGAGCAUAUCAGUGCAGCCGUAUUAACAUAUGUCAGAGCUUACGAAAGGCAUAUCGUUUCAUCCAUCAACAACCUCGUCAACUCUUCGACAGCAAUUUCGAACCGUCCCAAGGUGAGGUGUUGGAGACAUUGAACUCUGCCGUCGACGAUAUAUUCGGCACCAGCCCGUUCAUGCUCGGCGACGUCACUUCCAAUGGACAGCUUAACGCAACGAACGAAAGGAGAGCUCUGGGGGCCUUCUUCCUGCUGCGAAGCGUCUAUGUGGCGCUGUCCGUGGAUACCCUGACGCAGCCACAAUCGCGGAAGCUCCUUCAUCUCCUGGGGCGCAUUGGAUCUGAAUUUGGCAUCAAGACAGCAUCAAACCGACGGGACAAGUGGCUUGCUCAGCAUCCUGAUCGAUUGUGA
Molecule: messenger RNA, 1464 nt
Organism: Paraphaeosphaeria sporulosa
Lineage: Eukaryota; Fungi; Ascomycota; Dothideomycetes; Pleosporales; Didymosphaeriaceae
Exons: 3
Coding region: 1-1464 (487 amino acids)
Biological process (GO): regulation of DNA-templated transcription
Molecular function (GO): DNA-binding transcription factor activity, RNA polymerase II-specific; zinc ion binding
Source: RefSeq, a predicted model, not a curated record